This is a messenger RNA of Frankliniella occidentalis (western flower thrips), 670 nucleotides long. RefSeq lists its product as uncharacterized. Bases 227 to 598 code for a protein of 123 amino acids. Lineage: Eukaryota; Metazoa; Arthropoda; Insecta; Thysanoptera; Thripidae. The record is from RefSeq and is a predicted model, not a curated record. The transcript has 2 exons.
GAUGACCUUCCGAUCGGCGCUAUGAGGAGAGCCACGAAUCUGUUUGCCGAGGGGCUACGAGUUGUGGGCUUCGAGAAGGUGUGGCGGCACUUUACUCCCCUGGCGACCAAGAAAAACGGAACGCAGCGCAAGCACGCAAUGAGGUGCGCCCUCUCGGAGGUUCUAACAUUCACAGGGGAGGAGAGGCAGACGCCCGCCCUACGGUGGCGAGCGGGACGCCAAGGAGAUGCUGAGUGCGCCGGAGGUCCAGGAGAGCGACGAGGAGGGCGAAGAUGAAGAAGGCAAGGGCGGCGACGACGAAGAUGAGGAGAUGGGAGAUGAGGAGAAGGAGGAGGAGGAGGAGGAGGAGGAGGAGGAGGACGAGAAUGAAAAUGUCGAAGUCGAGGAGGGAAAGGACAAGAGGCAGGCCCCCACCGGUGACACCGGCGACAGCGACGACUCUUCUGGCUCCUCAGAUUCUGAGCCUGGCGAGAAGCCGACCGUUCCUCCCCCAUCGUCAUCAGAUGACAGCAGCAGCAAGCACGAGACUCCACCGAAGAAAAAUUCAGAAUCUGAGACGGACGUUUCUGAUACCCCUGCGGUUCCUGCAAAGUCUUGAAACAUGUAUUGAUUGUGGUUGUGGUUGUGAUUGUAUAUAAUCAUUGUUGAUAUAAUUAGUUUAUAAUUACUU